This is a messenger RNA of Coffea eugenioides, 1032 nucleotides long. Its product is annotated as macrophage migration inhibitory factor homolog. The transcript is spliced from 2 exons. The record is from RefSeq and is a predicted model, not a curated record. Gene Ontology annotation, molecular function: phenylpyruvate tautomerase activity. Lineage: Eukaryota; Viridiplantae; Streptophyta; Magnoliopsida; Gentianales; Rubiaceae. Bases 406 to 744 code for a protein of 112 amino acids.
UACAGUAGAUUUUAUGGUUGCCACUACGUUAAAAGAGUAUCCCUGGCAAGUGGGAAGCACCAGAAGAAACUAAUCUGAUCGCCCGCAUAAGCCGCAAUCCGAGGGAAAAACGCUUCUUCUCCUUGUCCUAACGUACAUUUCCUGAAUCAAACAAUUUCAGCGGUGGGAGAAAAUCGGGUACAGAGGGAUGCUAUUAAUUGUUACCCCAAGAACAGGUGACCAGUCACCAGAUCGAGAUAUCAAACUCUACUACUAAUCGUACAGGAAGCAGUACUAUAAAGUAGGGGCGAGAACAGUCGGAAACGGCGGUAUCUUUUUCAUUUCUUCCAAUCCACUCUUCAUAAAAUUUAAGGUCCAAGGCAUCCCGUUCCCAUUCUCACACGCAGCAGCAGCAGCAGGAAGAAUAUGCCUUGCCUUGAUAUCUCUACCAACGUCAACCUAAAUGGAGUCGACCUGGACUCUGUCUUUUCUGAAGCCACCAAAACUGUCGCUGCAAUUAUCGGAAAACCCGAAACUUUUGUGAUGGUCCUGCUAAAGGGCUCGGUGCCGAUAUCUUUCGGCGGAAACAAAGAACCUGCUGCACUUGGGGAGAUUAUAUCCAUGGGUGGAAUCAACAGGGAAGUCAAAAGGAAGCUGAUUGCGGCCAUCGGCACCAUCCUGGAGACCAAAUUGUCCAUUCCCAGAACCCGAUUCGUCCUCAAGGUUUAUGACACGACAAUGGGCCGCAACCAGUCCAAGUUGUGAACCUCCCUUUCCCUUGCAUUUUCUGCUCUUCAACUAAAACAUAGAGUAUUUACUUACUUCUCUCUCUAAAACUCUUUUCUCUCCCUUCUCCAUCAAGAUCUUCUUCGUCUCUUUCAUGGGCGAGAGACCAAAUCUGGUCUUUUUCCAUGAAAGGAAGUACUCUUUAUAGUUUUUAGUUUCUCUUAUUUAAAUAAAUUUUCUCCUAAAAUUUCCUAACGAGAGAUUCUUCUCUCCUAGUACAUCAUUUCUUCUCUCCUAUAUUGUUCUAGCGAGAGCUUUAUUUCCUUA